GUUUCAGGUUGUAUGCACUGGAUCGCAGGAAGAGGAAGAGAAAGCUGAAUGUAUACCAGGAUUUCAGGAGAAGAAGUACCAGGUGGAGUACAGUGGAGGGUUCCUCAAAGACGUCCCUCUGCUGCAAGUGGUGUUUGAUGACUGCGCUGGAAAUGAGGGUGUGGAGUUUGAAGUGUCAAACACUGACUUCCUAAUAGAUGACAAAUUGAAUCUGGUUCCCAGAAGGCACGUGAUUGACAGUGGAGAUGUCAUGUUUGUCCAUGGUGUCAACAAUCAUGUCGAUGACAUGGCACAGGUGACCAUUAUGGGAGCACCAUCCAGAUCUCCUCAGACACUCAGGGAGAUCCUGGGUCUGUCAGACAUGAUGCCAUACCGAUCCAAAAGAUCCUUGCUGGUGCCCCCCAUGUUUGUUCCAGAGAACCAGCGAGCCCCCUUCCCAAGGUUAAUUGGAAAGUCGCAUGUGAUCUCAUCUGACAUGAAGGAAGACCACAUCUUCCGUUUGACAGGAAGGGGAGCAGACCAAGACCCUAAGGGUGUGUUCAGCAUCAACCGACUGACGGGAGACGUGGCAGUUAGCCGAGCCCUGGAUCGAGAAGCCAUCGCAUACUACCAUCUCCAGGUAUCCACCACUGACCUGAGUGGCAAGUUGGUAGAGGGACCUGUAGACCUGGACGUGUCUGUUAUUGACCAGAAUGACAACCGACCGGUCUUCAAGGAGCCGCGCUACUCUGGGGAGGUUCAGGAGGGCUCCCCUACAGGCACUACAGUGAUGACCAUGACGGCUUACGACGCAGACGAUCCCAACACGGACAACGCUGUAUUGCGUUACAUCAUCAUGCGACAGCUGCCGGAUAAACCUUCACCCAAUAUGUUCUACAUCGACCCGGAAAGAGGUGACAUUGUCACCGUGAUAUCACCCCACCAGCUCGAUAGAGAGACUCUUCCAACCACACAGUACGAGCUAGAGAUUGUGGCAAAGGACAUGGCAGGAAGUGAGGUGGGUCUGACAGGAACUGCAACAGCCACCAUCACCAUCACAGACCGGAACGACCACGCACCUGAAUUUACACACUCACUG
This is a messenger RNA of Carassius auratus (goldfish), 1078 nucleotides long. RefSeq names its product cadherin-13-like. Lineage: Eukaryota; Metazoa; Chordata; Actinopteri; Cypriniformes; Cyprinidae. Gene Ontology annotation, molecular function: calcium ion binding; beta-catenin binding; cadherin binding. Gene Ontology annotation, biological process: cell-cell junction assembly; cell morphogenesis; adherens junction organization. The transcript has 8 exons. The record is from RefSeq and is a predicted model, not a curated record. The annotation marks the transcript as partial. Gene Ontology annotation, cellular component: catenin complex; adherens junction; plasma membrane.